AUGAACCAGUCAACGAAAAUAGAGUUCAUUUUGCUUGGACUGACAGAUGAUCCUGUGUUGCAAAUUGUGAUUUUCCUGUUUCUGUUUUUCAACUACACCUUGAGCCUGAUGGGAAACUUAAUUAUCAUUCUCCUCACCAUAAUGGAUCCCCAUCUCAAGACUCCAAUGUAUUUCUUCCUCCGAAAUUUCUCCUUAGAGAUUUCAUUCACAACUGUCUGCAUUCCACGAUUCUUAACAAGCAUUUUUACUGGAGACAAAACAAUCUCCUACAAUGGUUGUGCCACUCAAUUAUUUUUUUUUCUUUUAUUAGGAGUUACAGAAUUUUACCUUCUGGCUGCCAUGUCCUAUGACCGCUAUGCUGCCAUCUGCAAACCACUGCAUUACUCCACCAUCAUGAACAGCAAAGUGUGCUCUCAGCUAGUCGUCAGCUCUUGGGUAACUGGAUUCCUAAUCAUAUUUCCCCCUUUGGUCUUGGGACUCAAGCUCGAUUUCUGUGAUUCCAAAACUAUUGAUCACUUCCUCUGUGACUCUUCUCCUAUACUGCAGAUCUCUUGCACAGAUACACAGGUUAUAGAAUUGAUGGCCUUCGUCUUAGCUGUGGUGACACUUGUCAUCACUUUGUUGUUAGUGGUCCUUUCCUACAUAUACAUCAUCAAAACCAUUCUAAAAUUCCCUUCUGUUCACCAACGAACAAAGGCCUUCUCCACCUGUUCCUCACACAUGGUGGUCAUCUCUAUUACUUAUGGGAGUUGCAUCUUUAUGUAUGUGAAACCUUCAGCAAAGGAAAGGAUGACUUUAACUAAAGGUGUAGCUGUGCUCAAUACCUCUGUUGCUCCAUUACUAAACCCCUUCAUUUACACUCUAAGGAACCAGCAGGUGAAAGCAGCUCUCGAGGAUAUGCUUCAAAGGUUUUGCCAAUUUGAAUCAAAGACAAAAUUAGGAUGUAGUAUGUUGUUGAAACAUGAAUGA
Messenger RNA from Phyllostomus hastatus (greater spear-nosed bat), 969 nucleotides. RefSeq names its product olfactory receptor 6C6-like. Gene Ontology annotation, molecular function: G protein-coupled receptor activity; olfactory receptor activity. The record is from RefSeq and is a predicted model, not a curated record. Lineage: Eukaryota; Metazoa; Chordata; Mammalia; Chiroptera; Phyllostomidae. Gene Ontology annotation, cellular component: membrane. Gene Ontology annotation, biological process: G protein-coupled receptor signaling pathway.